This is a messenger RNA of Porites lobata, 712 nucleotides long. Lineage: Eukaryota; Metazoa; Cnidaria; Anthozoa; Scleractinia; Poritidae. The record is from the annotation of a GenBank genome assembly.
AUGACACCAAAUGGUUUUAUGUUCCGUGGCAUUUGCCCGACUGAAGUAUAUGAAAAAAUAAUGAUUUUGAAAGUAGACAAGUCGGCAUUAGAUAUUCCAAGAAGAUGCAUAAAAUACGCAGCAAACCAUAUAUAUGAGGCAUUAAGUAUGGUUUUCAAUCAAUCUCUAUUGCAAGUCAAAGCAAACAAUGACGUGCGGUAUUCCACAAGGGAGUUCCCUAGGCCCAGUAUUAUUUUUAAUCUACAUAAACGAUUUACCAAACUGUUCAAAUGCUCUAACAUUUAGAAUAUUUGCAGACGAUACAAACGUUUUUGCCUCAGCCCGCAACCUGAAAGAUCUUGAGGAAAUAGUUAACUCUGAACUUAAAAAAGUGAUAAUAUGGUGUGAUGUAAAUAGAUUGUCAAUUAAUUUCAAUAAAACAAACUUCAUGAUCAUUAAAUCGUCAAACAAAAAAGGUGACUAAGUAAAUAUCAAGAUUGAAAGUGCAGAUGGUACAAUAAAUGUGCUGCAAAGGAAGCAAAAAAUAAAAUAUCUAGGUGUCUUGCUUGAUGAAACGAUGUCUUUCAAUCACCAUAUUUCAUACAUCUGUACAAGAAUUGCGCGAAACAAUGGUAUUAUAUCUAAGCUGAGACAUUAUCUAACUCUUCUACAAAUGAAACAAAUCUACUACAGCUUAAUAUACCCAUAUAUCUCUUAUGCAAUAUCAGCAUAG